AUGUCAAACUCAAGGCUACCACCAGUUCCGGUCUUCAGACCGACAUUUAUUAGGAUGCAGAGAAGUGGUUCGAUCACAGAGUACAAUUCCUCACUUACGUAUUCGUAUAUUAUGGAUCCGGAGGCGGAUUCAAAACAGGCAGUCGCUGAGUCGCCAGUAAUAGCCAAUAAUGCACAGCAAAAGAGGCAGAAAAGGAGAAAGAAGAGAAAAAACUCGUUUGACUAUGAGGACCCAGAUGAAGAUGAGAUGCUGAUAAGGAAGAAGGAGAUGAAAACUGCCCACUCAAUCAUUGAGAAGAGGAGGAGGAUAAAAAUGAACCGAGAAUUCGAAGCCUUGAAAUUUCUUAUACCUGCGUGCCGCAUUGCUAUCAUUAACGGAAUGGUGGGAGGGUCUAAUUCCAGUACCCCAAUUGUGGCUGGUUCUUCUGCUGGCUCCAAUCCUGCGAACAGUCCAAGUAUUGAUGCGAUAGAAAAUUCGAACAUGAUGCACAAGUUGACUAUCUUGCAAUCGACUGUGGAGUACAUCAAGUAUCUUCACGAGAUCAUAAACUUGCAGACCAAGAAAAUUUCCGAGCACGAUAAUUCCUGGACAGCAGAGGAGAACCUCUCUUUUGCACAAUUUGACCUUGAACUGGACGAUUAUAGGAACAUUGAUAAGGAGUUUGAUUUUGGAUCUCUUUUCAAUAAGGUUGCGCAAAACGAUGGUAAGCCCAUUGACUCGCCCAAAUUCGCCAAGAUGAUGCUACCCAGUCCUAUGAUUACUCCGGACCUUUCCACCUCGGCAUCAUCCAGAACUCCAGAUGAUAGGCAACAAUUCAAGUUGCCAAAACCGCUCAACAACAGUCAUGCCUUCAAACUGCCGCUUCCUGCAUUGGCCUCGCAGUCGCCAUCAAUUCUUGCGAUUUCUCCUUCUAACGCUAAUGUGCCAUCUCCAACAUCUCACUAUUCAAACCCGCAGAAACCAAGAAUGUUGCCAAGUUUUGCCGAUGUGAAUGGUUCCUCUUCGUCGCUGCCUUCGGUAUCUCCGUUGGGCGCCGCACCCAGCGCCGCACCAGAGAUGCCUGAUCCCAACCAUUUAGACGCUUCGAAAGUGUUACUUCAGAUGAAGAGGAGAACUUCGAUAGAAAGUCUUCUUAAUUGA
Molecule: messenger RNA, 1140 nt
Organism: Kuraishia capsulata CBS 1993
Lineage: Eukaryota; Fungi; Ascomycota; Pichiomycetes; Pichiales; Pichiaceae
Exons: 1
Coding region: 1-1140 (379 amino acids)
Molecular function (GO): protein dimerization activity
Source: RefSeq, a predicted model, not a curated record